This is a messenger RNA of Lycium ferocissimum, 1194 nucleotides long. RefSeq names its product vesicle-associated protein 1-1-like. The coding region runs from base 282 to 950 and encodes 222 amino acids. Gene Ontology annotation, biological process: endoplasmic reticulum membrane organization. Gene Ontology annotation, cellular component: plasma membrane; endoplasmic reticulum membrane. The transcript has 7 exons. NCBI's taxonomy places the organism in Eukaryota, Viridiplantae, Streptophyta, Magnoliopsida, Solanales, Solanaceae. The record is from RefSeq and is a predicted model, not a curated record.
UGGGGAUAAAUACUACCUUCAAAACACUAGAAUUGUGGUAACAUGAAUACGUUCUCUCCAUUUUUAAUGUACAAGGUAUCAAGUUCGAAUUCUAAAAAUAAAAAGAGAAUCUAAUAAGUGUAGUAUUUUUUAUGAAAGCUAGUGUACUAAAUAUAGGGUUUUCCCUGCCAGUCCAGAAGAUAUAGAGAUAUAUACGGAUCAACCCCCACAUUUCCACUUUUGUAAAUUAUUAGACAACAAAAGUAUAAUUUUUUUCCUCUUUUGAUUCACUUUCUGAGAAAAUGAGCAGUGGAGAUCUUCUUAAUAUCGAACCCCUUGACCUCAAAUUUCGCUUCGAGCUGAAGAAGCAGAUCUCUUGUUCAAUUCAUUUGUCAAAUAAUACUGAAAAUCAUGUCGCUUUCAAGGUCAAAACUACGAAUCCCAAAAAGUAUUGUGUUCGACCCAACACAGGAAUUGUGUUGCCUCGAUCAACUUCUGAAGUUACAGUUACAAUGCAAGCUCAGAAGGAGGCCCCUUCUGACAUGCAAUGCAAGGACAAGUUUCUACUUCAGAGUGUAGUUGCAACUCCUGGCAUCGUUCCGAAAGAUAUUACUCAAGAAAUGUUCAAUAAGGAGGAAGGACGUGUUGUUGAUGAGUGCAAGUUGAAAGUGAUUUAUCUUCCCCCACAAUCGCCACCAUCUCCGGUUGCAGAAGGAUCAGAAGAAGGUUCUUCACCAAAGGAAUCCAUGAAAGAUAAUGGCCAUCAGAAUGGCUCUGAGGAUAAAUCAGUUAUUUCUAGAUUGAUGGCUGAAAAAGCUUCUGCCCUUCAGCAGAGCAACAGGCUUCGUCAAGAGCUGGAACUUGUAAAGCGUGAUAUGACUAGAAAUCGCAGCGGUGGCGUUUCCUUCAUCCUUGUCAUCAUGGUUGGCUUGCUGGGAAUAGUUUUGGGGUACGUUCUCAAAAGGUCAUGAUCACUCAUCGGAUAAUCAGUCAUUUUACAUUUGUAUCUCGACUCUCUAGCGAUCAGUGGAAAAAGGAGACUGUGACCUGUUAUUGCAGCAAUUCUCACAUUGUCUUAGUUAGCUGCAGUCUUAAGUAGGAAAAAUUUGUGCAGCUAGAACCCUUCAAUUGGCCUACAUUAUUUUUAUAUAACUCAUAGUUUCUCUUGUUGGAAUUGCUUUGAAUGGGUAAAUCAAUUGUUUGUUCUUGAGGAAA